This is a messenger RNA of Fraxinus pennsylvanica, 594 nucleotides long. The record is from the annotation of a GenBank genome assembly. Lineage: Eukaryota; Viridiplantae; Streptophyta; Magnoliopsida; Lamiales; Oleaceae.
AUGGAUCACUUGCUGGAGGGUCUAUGUGAGCGGUUAUCCCUCAAGGAGAGGGAAGAAGAUGGCUUAUUGCUGGAGGAGUCUUCGGUGGAAGAGAUGAUAGUGAGAGGCGAAAAAUGUCUCAUUUUCAAAUUGAUGACAGUGAAACACUUUAAUAAAGAAGCACUGAAGUCCACAAUGAAAAAGGGAAAGGAGAAAGUCAAGCGGGAAGGCCCUUGGUCGUUUGACAGGCAUCUAGUGAUUACAAAAGAUGUUAUGGGUCUACAACAAGUCCACCAAGUAGCCAUGAAGGAAGCUUUAUUCUGGGUCAGAAUCUAUGAUUUACUGGUGAUGGUGCGAAAUGCAAAUGUUGGUAAAACUAUUGGUAGCGCCCUGGGAAGAGUAAUUGAGGUUGAUCUGGAAAACGAUGAUCUUGCUGAAAGUGAAUAUAUGCGGGUUCGGGUUUGUUUUGAUAUUUCCAAACCGCUUUCUAGAGGCAAGAAUGUCUGUGUAGGGUCGCCUUUCCCGAUUUGGGUCCGAUUUUCAUAUGAAAUGAUGCCCACCUUUUGUUACCUACGUGGAAUUCUUGGCCAUAAUCAUAAAGAUUGUGAGAUGUGA